AUGGCAGUGCUUGCAGGAGCCUGCUUUCUAUUUACCAAAUAUUAUCAAGACUAUCGUGAAAGCGAACUUUUGGCUACAACUGUCACGAUUUGUUCUUUAACACUAUGUUUGAGUGCAAUAGCAUUAUUUCCCGUAGAUAUAUUUUUAGUAUCUUCAACGGUUAAUUUAAAUACUGGGUUAAAGCAUGAUUGGGCUACUAAAGAUGAAGUUCACCAAAUUUUAUAUGAAUUAAAGAGUGUUUAUUAUGCAAUGUAUGGAUCGAUUGCUAUAUUCUGCGCAUUCAUGAUUCCAUUCGCUUAUUUCUAUUAUGAGGAAUAUGAUGAGAGUGAAACGAUUCAACAA
Messenger RNA from Dentiscutata erythropus, 342 nucleotides. NCBI's taxonomy places the organism in Eukaryota, Fungi, Glomeromycota, Glomeromycetes, Diversisporales, Gigasporaceae. The record is from the annotation of a GenBank genome assembly.